Molecule: messenger RNA, 312 nt
Organism: Vitis vinifera (wine grape)
Lineage: Eukaryota; Viridiplantae; Streptophyta; Magnoliopsida; Vitales; Vitaceae
Product: auxin-responsive protein SAUR21
Exons: 1
Coding region: 1-312 (103 amino acids)
Biological process (GO): response to auxin
Source: RefSeq, a predicted model, not a curated record
AUGGGUUUCCGUAUGCCCUCAAUUCUUCAUGCCAAGCAGAUCCUCAAACUGCAAUCUCUUCUUACCAGAAGUCAGCUAUCUAUAUCAGCAACAACAGCAGUGGUGCCAAAAGGCCACUUUGCAGUUUAUGUUGGAGAAGCUGAAAAGAAGCGGUUUGUGGUUCCGAUAUCUUACUUGAACAAUCCUUCAUUCCAGAAAUUUUUGAGUCAUUCUGAGGAAGAAUUCGGCUUCAAUCAUCCAAUGGGUGGAGUCACAAUCCCAUGCAAGGAAGAAUCUUUCAUCGAUCUAACUUCUCGGCUAAGUUCCUCCUGA